Vigna angularis (adzuki bean) is the source of this 719-nucleotide messenger RNA. Its product is annotated as MLP-like protein 328. Gene Ontology annotation, biological process: defense response. The coding region runs from base 44 to 493 and encodes 149 amino acids. The record is from RefSeq and is a predicted model, not a curated record. NCBI's taxonomy places the organism in Eukaryota, Viridiplantae, Streptophyta, Magnoliopsida, Fabales, Fabaceae. The transcript is spliced from 2 exons.
GAUAGAAAGUAGUAGUGAAGUUAAGGUGAUCGAUCUGAAAGGUAUGGGUAAGGCUGAAAUGUGUGUCCUUGAAGAAAGGGUAGAACUGAAAUCGAGUGCUGAGAAGUUCUUCAUGUUUCUGAAAAGCCAAAAUCAGCAAAUUCCAAGCAACGUACACACUGAAAAGCUGCAUGCUGUUGAGAUCCACGAAGGAGAAUGGAACACUCCAGGCUCUGUCAAGCUUUGGAAGUAUAAUAUAGAGGGGAAAGAGGAAAUAUUCAAGGAAAGGGUUAUAAUUGAUGAAGUGAACAAGAAAAUAACUUAUGUUGCUGUUGGAGGAAAUGCCUUGGAGUUAUACAAAAGCUACAAGGCCAUUGUGAAGGUUGAGAAAGGAAUAUUGAAACUGAGAAUAGAAUAUGAGAAGUUCAAUGAACACAUCCCUCCACCAAACAAAUACCAGCAAUUUAUCAUUAAUAUCGUCAAAGACAUUGAUGCUAAUUUAGUCAAAGGUUAAUGUCGAUUUACUUUCUAAUUCUGGAAUGUUGAUUUUAAAGUUAGUAGCAAUAUGCUAUUUUCAGCAUAUUUAUUUUAUCCUUCCAUGGAAUGUGUCAAGCUCUUAUUUACAAAAAAACAUGUGGUUUUAUCUAGGCUUAAAAAGUUAGUUUCUUUAAGCCAUUUAUCUUAUAAUAAUGUAUCAAAAGUGUGUAAUGUUGAUGUAUGAAUAAAUGGAGCUUUGGAUA